AUGCUAUCUAAUGGUAACAUAGGCAGCCCUUAUCAAUGUGUACCAAUGCUAUCUAAUGGUAACAUAGGCAGCCCUUAUCAAUGUGUACCAAUGCUAUCUAAUGGUAACAUAGGCAGCCCUUAUCAAUGUGUACCAAUGCUAUCUAAUGGUAACAUAGGCAGCCCUUAUCAAUGUGUACCAAUGCUAUCUAAUGGUAACAUAGGCAGCCCUUAUCAAUGUGUACCAAUGCUAUCUAAUGGUAACAUAGACAGCCCUUAUCAAUGUGUACCAAUGCUAUCUAAUGGUAACAUAGACAGCCCUUAUCAAUGUGUACCAAUGCUAUCUAAUGGUAACAUAGACAGCCCUUAUCAAUGUGUACCAAUGCUAUCUAAUGGUAACAUAGGCAGCCCUUAUCAAUGUGUACCAAUGCUAUCUAAUGGUAACAUAGGCAGCCCUUAUCAAUGUGUACCAAUGCUAUCUAAUGGUAACAUAGGCAGCCCUUAUCAAUGUGUACCAAUGCUAUCUAAUGGUAACAUAGGCAGCCCUUAUCAAUGUGUACCAAUGCUAUCUAAUGGUAACAUAGGCAGCCCUUAUCAAUGUGUACCAAUGCUAUCUAAUGGUAACAUAGGCAGCCCUUAUCAAUGUGUACCAAUGCUAUCUAAUGGUAACAUAGGCAGCCCUUAUCAAUGUGUACCAAUGCUAUCUAAUGGUAACAUAGGCAGCCCUUAUCAAUGUGUACCAAUGCUAUCUAAUGGUAACAUAGGCAGCCCUUAUCAAUGUGUACCAAUGCUAUCUAAUGGUAACAUAGGCAGCCCUUAUCAAUGUGUACCAAUGCUAUCUAAUGGUAACAUAGGCAGCCCUUAUCAAUGUGUACCAAUGCUAUCUAAUGGAAACAUAGGCAGCCCUUAUCAAUGUGUACCAAUGCUAUCUAAUGGAAACAUAGGCAGCCCUUAUCAAUGUGUACCAAUGCUAUCUAAUGGAAACAUAGGCAGCCCUUAUCAAUGUGUACCAAUGCUAUCUAAUGGUAACAUAGGCAGCCCUUAUCAAUGUGUACCAAUGCUAUCUAAUGGUAACAUAGGCAGCCCUUAUCAAUGUGUACCAAUGCUAUCUAAUGGUAACAUAGGCAGCCCUUAUCAAUGUGUACCAAUGCUAUCUAAUGGUAACAUAGGCAGCCCUUAUCAAUGUGUACCAAUGCUAUCUAAUGGUAACAUAGGCAGCCCUUAUCAAUGUGUACCAAUGCUAUCUAAUGGUAACAUAGGCAGCCCUUAUCAAUGUGUACCAAUGCUAUCUAAUGGUAACAUAGGCAGCCCUUAUCAAUGUGUACCAAUGCUAUCUAAUGGUAACAUAGGCAGCCCUUAUCAAUGUGUACCAAUGCUAUCUAAUGGUAACAUAGGCAGCCCUUAUCAAUGUGUACCAAUGCUAUCUAAUGGAAACAUAGGCAGCCCUUAUCAAUGUGUACCAAUGCUAUCUAAUGGAAACAUAGGCAGCCCUUAUCAAUGUGUACCAAUGCUAUCUAAUGGAAACAUAGGCAGCCCUUAUCAAUGUGUACCAAUGCUAUCUAAUGGUAACAUAGGCAGCCCUUAUCAAUGUGUACCAAUGCUAUCUAAUGGUAACAUAGGCAGCCCUUAUCAAUGUGUACCAAUGCUAUCUAAUGGUAACAUAGGCAGCCCUUAUCAAUGUGUACCAAUGCUAUCUAAUGGAAACAUAGGCAGCCCUUAUCAAUGUGUACCAAUGCUAUCUAAUGGAAACAUAGGCAGCCCUUAUCAAUGUGUACCAAUGCUAUCUAAUGGAAACAUAGGCAGCCCUUAUCAAUGUGUACCAAUGCUAUCUAAUGGAAACAUAGGCAGCCCUUAUCAAUGUGUACCAAUGCUAUCUAAUGGUAACAUAGGCAGCCCUUAUCAAUGUGUACCAAUGCUAUCUAAUGGUAACAUAGGCAGCCCUUAUCAAUGUGUACCAAUGCUAUCUAAUGGUAACAUAGGCAGCCCUUAUCAAUGUGUACCAAUGCUAUCUAAUGGAAACAUAGGCAGCCCUUAUCAAUGUGUACCAAUGCUAUCUAAUGGAAACAUAGGCAGCCCUUAUCAAUGUGUACCAAUGCUAUCUAAUGGAAACAUAGGCAGCCCUUAUCAAUGUGUACCAAUGCUAUCUAAUGGUAACAUAGGCAGCCCUUAUCAAUGUGUACCAAUGCUAUCUAAUGGUAACAUAGGCAGUCCUUAUCAAUGUGUACCAAUGCUAUCUAAUGGUAACAUAGGCAGCCCUUAUCAAUGUGUACCAAUGCUAUCUAAUGGUAACAUAGGCAGCCCUUAUCAAUGUGUACCAAUGCUAUCUAAUGGAAACAUAGGCAGCCCUUAUCAAUGUGUACCAAUGCUAUCUAAUGGUAACAUAGGCAGCCCUUAUCAAUGUGUACCAAUGCUAUCUAAUGGAAACAUAGGCAGCCCUUAUCAAUGUGUACCAAUGCUAUCUAAUGGAAACAUAGGCAGCCCUUAUCAAUGUGUACCAAUGCUAUCUAAUGGAAACAUAGGCAGCCCUUAUCAAUGUGUACCAAUGCUAUCUAAUGGAAACAUAGGCAGCCCUUAUCAAUGUGUACCAAUGCUAUCUAAUGGUAACAUAGGCAGCCCUUAUCAAUGUGUACCAAUGCUAUCUAAUGGUAACAUAGGCAGCCCUUAUCAAUGUGUACCAAUGCUAUCUAAUGGUAACAUAGGCAGCCCUUAUCAAUGUGUACCAAUGCUAUCUAAUGGUAACAUAGGCAGCCCUUAUCAAUGUGUACCAAUGCUAUCUAAUGGAAACAUAGGCAGCCCUUAUCAAUGUGUACCAAUGCUAUCUAAUGGAAACAUAGGCAGCCCUUAUCAAUGUGUACCAAUGCUAUCUAAUGGAAACAUAGGCAGUCCUGAUCAAUGUGUACCAAUGCUAUCUAAUGGUAACAUAGGCAGCCCUGAUCAAUGUGUACCAAUGCUAUCUAAUGGUAACAUAGGCAGCCCUGAUCAAUGUGUACCAAUGCUAUCUAAUGGUAACAUAGACAGCCCUUAUCAAUGUGUACCAAUGCUAUCUAAUGGUAACAUAGGCAGUCCCUUAUCAAUGUGUACCAAUGCUAUCUAA
Messenger RNA from Mytilus trossulus (common blue mussel), 3072 nucleotides. RefSeq names its product collagen alpha-2(I) chain-like. The transcript has a single exon. Lineage: Eukaryota; Metazoa; Mollusca; Bivalvia; Mytilida; Mytilidae. The record is from RefSeq and is a predicted model, not a curated record. The coding region runs from base 1 to 3072 and encodes 1023 amino acids.